AGAUAUUUCAGUAAUUAGUCUUAGUACAAGUAAUAUAUUUAUUUGAAUUAUUUCUGUACUUUUAAUUGAACUUUAAUUCUAUGCAUUUCUGAAUAAAAUUUGACUAUAUAUUUAAAUGAGAAGGAGAAAAAAAUCCCAACAUAAUACUUAUAUGCUAUAAACUGCAACAGAGGAAGAGGGGACAAUGUCCACUUCACAUGAUCCCGGACCUAAAGAAUCCACACAUGUGGAGUUACAUCAUCAUGAAAUGGCUACAGUUGAUGCUGAUGACCGAACUGUAGAAGAUGUCAGUGGAUGUUUAGAAGGAGGAAGUGAAGACUCUCUGGGAUCAAAUCCUGAUUUUGAGGUGAAUGGCCAUCUCUCGGAUGCUGAGGCAUUGGAAAUUGUGGGCGAAAGUGUUGAUCCAGUUAUGGAGAAGCAAAGGGAUGACUUAUUACUGGAGCCGAAGGCAUCCCAAGAACAAUUUGAAUCCUUCGAAGAGAAGUCUGAAACUACAGACGGAGGAAGCUGUUCGAGUGCGUAAGUCCCCAAACUCCCAUCUAGAAGCUCCUGAACCCGAAGACAAAUGCAUGAUUGUAGAAGAGGCAAUCAGACUAAUCGAAAAAGAGUUGGAAAAUGGAGAGAACAACCAUGAUGGUAACACAAUCCAAUCUUGUGGAGAGCCAGUGAUAGAACCAGAUUCUUUCAACUUAACUGAGCCUCAAUCUGAAGUUGCAACGAUUGUCUCUAUACUUAAGAGCGUCGAAAAGGUACAUGUAUUUAAUCCUUUAAGUGACAGAGAUUGUCGAAUAGAGGAGACAAAAGUUGAUGAGAACGGCAA
Messenger RNA from Malus domestica (apple), 820 nucleotides. Lineage: Eukaryota; Viridiplantae; Streptophyta; Magnoliopsida; Rosales; Rosaceae. The record is from RefSeq and is a predicted model, not a curated record.